This is a messenger RNA of Vicia villosa (hairy vetch), 1488 nucleotides long. RefSeq lists its product as uncharacterized. Bases 192 to 1148 code for a protein of 318 amino acids. The record is from RefSeq and is a predicted model, not a curated record. The transcript has a single exon. Lineage: Eukaryota; Viridiplantae; Streptophyta; Magnoliopsida; Fabales; Fabaceae.
UGAAAUUCCCAAUUUUGUAAGGCACAUGCUCUCCUUCCAAUUCCAUCUUCGUGGAGCCAUAAUGGACCCCCAACCCUCACCCAACUCCCUCUCUUAAAACCAUCCCUUUCUUCUUUUUAUUCAUUCUCCUUUCAUUUCACUCCUUUUCACUUUCUCUCAUUCCCAAAAAUACUCCAUUUCCUUCAUUCUCCAUGGAUACAAACCAAAACCCACAAACUACAACAAAUUGCAACUCACCCGAAUUCGAGUUCUGGAUGCUCCGAAACCCGUCUUUCCCACAACCAAAUCUUCUCACCGCCGACGAACUCUUCGUCGACGGUGUACUCCUUCCCCUCCACCUUAUCCCUGCUACAAACAACCCCGACCCACCUCAACAAUCACCAAACCCGGAUCCACUAGUUAAAGACCCGGAUCCAGAACCCGAAUCUCAACCCGAAUCUUCACCCGCUAUAACUGAAUCCUCAACCACCGCCACUUUCUCUUCUUCAAAACGGUGGAAAGAUAUUUUCAGAAAAGGUGAGAACAAAAUCACAGAAGAUAAAGAGAAAGAAAAAGAGAACAAGAAGAAGGAGAAGAAGAAAGAGAGAAAAAACGGAAACGGUUCAAGUUCUGCAGAACUUAACAUCAACAUAUGGCCAUUUUCACGAAGUAGGUCCGCGGGUAAUACGGGUACCCGACCCAAAUUAUUUCCUCCGGUUACCCGGAAAGUCAACAGCGCGCCGUGUUCUCGUAGCAACUCAACCGGAGAGUCAAAAUCUAGAAAGUGGCCGAGUAGUCCGGGUCGGGCCGGAGUUCACGUCGGUCGGAGCAGUCCAGUAUGGCAGGUUCGUCGGGGUAUCUCCAAAAACUCUGAGCAACAACCUAACACAGAGAAAGCAUCAAAAACUGAAACCACCGCAACUCGCCGGAGCAAGGUGGUUUCUAGCGGCGGAGGAAAGACUAGGGUUUUGAAUUUGAAUGUUCCGAUGUGUAUUGGCUACAGACAUCACUUGAGCUGUAGAAGUGACGAGAGCGGUUCCGCCGUCGGUGUGAGUGGUGGCGCCGUCGCGAACGGUGGUGGUGAGUGUCAUAAUGAUGAAGGAAGUGGGGGUAACAUUUUUAAUCUACGCAACCUCUUCACCAAAAAAAGCAUAGUAACUUCUCACUAGUUUUACUUUUUUUUUUUUUUUUUUUUAACUAUGGUACAAGUUAUUAUUAUUAUGUAAUUAUUUACUACCACUUUUUCUAUUUUCUUUUUUGGUUCCCUUAAACUAACCUUUUUGGGAUUUUUUUGUUUGUUUAUUUUCUUAUACAGAAAGUUAAGUUUAUCUUUUUUAUUUAUUUAUCAUAUUUUGGAUGUAUUUAUUUCUGGUCUCAUAUUAAGUGUAAUUUUAGAGUAUUAAUAGAUUUUUAAGUUCAAAUGCAGCAGUUAGUAUAAUACUUGUGUGUGGAUGCUUAAAGUUGAAUCCAAACAUCCACUCCCUUUUCCCAUUUAUUUAUAUGUAAGUG